Molecule: messenger RNA, 555 nt
Organism: Eurytemora carolleeae
Lineage: Eukaryota; Metazoa; Arthropoda; Copepoda; Calanoida; Temoridae
Exons: 3
Coding region: 70-555 (161 amino acids)
Source: RefSeq, a predicted model, not a curated record
AACAUAUAUCUAUAAAAACUUUUCAGAAAAUUCUAUUUCAAAAUGUAAGUUGUACACUAACUUUGCACAAUGUCUGUGCGAAUCAAGUGCGAGGAGGUGUUGCUAGUCGACCCCAAGGCGGAGGUUGUCGACUUCGACGAGGAGAACACUGGUGUCGACGUCCCGACCGAGUUUAUCGAGUUCCCGGAUACUAUUGAAGUUAGUGGAGAAGUGGAAGAAAAGGAAGAUGUUAUUUUAGAUAAGCUACCUCGGCCAGUAAGCGCGUUGAAUUGCCGUCAGGCCCGAUCCUACCUAGUCAAACUACUCAGAAUUUCAAACGGAGGUCAAAAUCCCCAGUAUGGUAAUCCAGCCUCUAAACCUCCGUUCUGGCCGGACUUCUACUGGCCCUGGGAGAGGCUGACGGAUGUACACACAAAGCCGAGGGGGAUGGAGGAGCCGCUGCUCUACUCAGAGAUGAUGAAACUAGCGAUAGAACGAGGUUAUAAGUAUUACGGAUAUGAUCCUGAAACCUACUGGGAUAGGAAGGUGGAGGAGAGUGAACCUAUUUGCAUAUAG